GACUGUGUUUGUAAGCUGAAGAAUUCCUUGUAUGGACUUAAGCAAUCUCUGAGACAGUGGUACAAGAGAUUUGACAGUUACAUGCUUGAGCUGGGCUACAACAAAAGUCCAUAUGAUUGUUGUGUGUAUCACAGCAAGGUGGAGGAUGGUUCUAUGAUCUAUCUUGUUCUGUAUGUGGAUGAUAUGCUCAUAGCUGCGAGGUCAAAGUCUGAUAUCCAGAAGUUAAAGGGGCUUCUCAGUGCUGAGUUUGAGAUGAAGGAUUUGGGAGCUGCUCAGAAGAUCUUGGGUAUGGAGAUUUACACGGAUAUGUCGAAGAAGAAGCUUUUCUUGUCAGAGAAGAGCUACAUCUAGAAGAUAUUGUCAAUAUUUGGUAUGUCCUCAGCAAAGCUCUUGAAUACUCCUAGUGCUUCAAAUGUUCAUCUAUCCUCAACUUGUGCACCGUAGUCAGAGGCUAAGAAGGAGUACAUGUUGAGAGUCCCAUGUGCUAGUGCAGUAGGUAGAUUGAUGUACGCUAUUGUAUGCACUAGACUUGAUCUUGCACAUGCUGUUAGUGUUGUCAGCAGGUUCAUGAUACAACCUGGGAAGAAGCAUUGAUGAUAACACGAAAUUUGCACAUGUUUUAUCCCUCAUUUCUUGAUUUUUUAGUUGGUAUUGAUCAUACUUUGGCCUAUUUUACGCUAGGUUGUGUUCCUUUGUCACAUUUCAGGUCAUAGCACGUAAAGUGAAGCAUAUGCGCAAGUUUCAAGUCAAUCGGAGAUCAAUUGGCGACUCGGGGGAAGAAACUCGGGUAUGACCAAAGGAAGAACGGAUUUCUACCUCAUUUAACGGAAAAAAUAAUCUUGCAAUCUAGGCAUAGAAAGAAAUAUGACGAGAAUACGAGCGUUCGGGAUCAAACGACGAUUGAUUCGGAGUUCGGAUGAGGGAGAAAUGACCGAAAGAUAGGAGCCUCUCCAAAGUUACGGGCUGGUCUUCAAAGUUACGGCAUGGCCGUAACUUGGCUAUUUUGGCCGUAACUCGGGACCACGCGAGACAUAAUCCAGUCCAGAAGUUAUGGCCUGAACCCCAAAGGUUACGGUCGUAACUUGGCUUCUGUGAGCUGUAUAAAUGCAUUUUUACGGAUUCUGAAGGGGGAGAGCGGGGUUUUGGUUCCCAAACACCCAAGGGACGAACCCUAGAGAGAGAAAAGACCUUGAGAUCAUUCUUGGAGCUAUUUUUGGAGGAUUUAUUCACCAUUAGAGCUCAGGAAUCAAGCUUGGAGAUGGAGAUUGAAGAUCUAGAUCACAUUUCUGCAUUCUCUCUCUUCUCUAUGGAGUAACUUCCCUUCACUUAGGUUUUGAGGAACCCUAUUUUUGUAUGCUAUGAAGAGUUGUAUGAACACGAUUCAUUAUUGUUUGACGUUUUAUAUUCAGUCGAAGCAUUGAUUCAGAAUUACUUGAGUCCUGAUCAAACUUUUGUAAUUCCUGCUUUAACCUAGAAAGAUAGUCUCUGCAUAGGUUAAUAGAGCAACCUCAAUUGGAAGUAGUGGAUCAAUUGCUUUAGUCGAGAAAUCGAUUCACUGCUCUGUACUGGAAUCAAAGACAGUAGAGGAAGUUUUGUGUGGUUUACCUUAAAUCUGUCAACUUAAAUCGAGAGUUCGGACUAGUAAAGAACUUUCUGCGGUAUAUCUGUCAACUGAAUUGGAUUCGGUGAAUUACAAGUUGGCCUAACUGCAGACUAGGGGGAAUCAUACCUAAGUGAGUUCCCAACUUGUAAUUAGUAGUUUUACCUAGUUUAGAUUGUAGAGUAGUUUAGUUAAUCAAAUCUUAAGUUGAUU
This is a messenger RNA of Linum trigynum, 1813 nucleotides long. Lineage: Eukaryota; Viridiplantae; Streptophyta; Magnoliopsida; Malpighiales; Linaceae. The record is from the annotation of a GenBank genome assembly.